AUGCCUAAAUCCUUCCUGGUAAAAAGUCGCAGCUCAGCACAGCUAGGCGCCCGAGACUGGGGAGAACUCUCUGACCAGCUCCGUGGAGAUUCCUACAUCCCCGAAAGCAGCUUGGCAAAAAACCUUCCAGGCCCCCGGCUUCCCAGGAACACAACUGCAUGGGAGAGGACCCGUGAAGACCCGCAAAGCCUUGUCCAAAGCUUAUUUCAUUCUCCGCUGGAUGCCACGGGAAAAUGUCCCAGGAGCAACAGAGAUGUGGUGGUGGGUGAUGGGAAGGUACUCCGCCUGAGACCAAUCCGAGCAGACAAGAUUGACUCGGAAGGGCCCCCGUGGAGUUCCCAGCUGCAGGCUACCUUCCAGUGCUCCGUCUGCAGCAAGCGGUUCCCUCUACAGCGCAUGCUGAACCGGCACCUCAAGUGCCACAACUCCGUCAAGAAGCACAUCUGCAGAUACUGCGCCAAGGGCUUCAACGACACCUUUGACCUCAAGAGGCACCUGAGGACUCACACAGGCAUCCGCCCCUACUGCUGCUUUGCCUGUGACAAGGCCUUCACCCAGCGCUGCUCCCUGGAGUCCCACCUGAAGAAGAUCCACGGCGUCCAGCAGCACUACGCCUACCGGGAGCGCCGCUCCAAGCUCUUUGUGUGCGAGGAGUGCGGCUUCACCUCCAGCGCCAGCGAGGAAUACUACAGCCACGUGCGCCAGCAGCACUCCGCCGGCAGCCUCCUGGGCCGGGGCUUCCAGCAGCUGGCUGGGAAUCCUGCCGUUCACAGCAAGUUCCACGUCUUCUACCCGCUUCCCUACUGCAGAUGA
Sphaerodactylus townsendi is the source of this 813-nucleotide messenger RNA. RefSeq names its product ovo like zinc finger 3 (gene OVOL3). Gene Ontology annotation, cellular component: nucleus. Gene Ontology annotation, molecular function: DNA-binding transcription factor activity, RNA polymerase II-specific; RNA polymerase II cis-regulatory region sequence-specific DNA binding. NCBI's taxonomy places the organism in Eukaryota, Metazoa, Chordata, Lepidosauria, Squamata, Sphaerodactylidae. The coding region runs from base 1 to 813 and encodes 270 amino acids. The transcript has 5 exons. The record is from RefSeq and is a predicted model, not a curated record. Gene Ontology annotation, biological process: regulation of transcription by RNA polymerase II; epidermal cell differentiation.